AAAGGAUCAUCCUCGUUUCAGCAGGAGGCAUUCGAUAUGUCCAACGGUUUCGACAUGCCGGGCGAGGACGCUAAGGAUGCCAAGACCAACCUGAUUGUCAACUACCUGCCACAGGGCAUGUCGCAGGAUGACCUGCGCAACCUCUUCAGCAGCGUCGGCGAGGUGGAGUCAGCCAAGCUGAUUCGAGAUAAAGUCGGAGGCCACAGUUUAGGGUAUGGAUUUGUUAACUAUGUUAACCCUAGUGAUGCAGAAAGAGCUAUCGAAUCACUGAAUGGACUAAGGCUACAUUCCAAAACUAUCAAGGUGUCGUACGCACGGCCCAGCUCUGAUACAAUCAAAGAUGCCAACCUGUACAUCAGCAGCCUGCCCAGGUCCAUGAUGCAGAAGGACGUGGAGGAAAUGUUCUCGCGCUUCGGACGAAUCAUAAACUCCCGAGUGCUCGUGGAUCAGUCCACAGGAAUGUCCCGCGGCAAAGCCUUCAUUCGUUUCGACAAACGCUCAGAGGCGGAGGAGGCGGUGAAAAACCUCAACGGGCAAAAGCCGCCUGGGGCCAGCGAGCCCAUCUCUGUGCGCUUCGCGGCUGAUCCCAAUCAGGUGAAGAAUACGCAGAUAAUCUCCCAGCUCUACCACAACCAGUCUAGACGCUUCCCCGGGCCCAUGCACCACCAAGCGCAACGAUUCAGGUUCUCCCCUAUGGGCGUGGACCACAUGGGUGGCAUGGGCGGCGUAGGCGUGCCUGGCAACUCGGCCUCAGGCUGGUGUAUCUUCAUCUACAACCUAGGCCAGGAUGCUGACGAAAGCGUCCUCUGGCAGAUGUUCGGCCCCUUCGGCGCAGUCACCAAUGUCAAGGUCAUCCGCGACUUCAACACCAACAAGUGCAAAGGCUUCGGCUUCGUCACCAUGACCAACUACGAGGAGGCGGCCAUGGCCAUCGCCAGCCUCAACGGGUACCGGCUAGGCGACAAGACCCUGCAGGUGUCCUUCAAGACCAGCAAGGGCCACAAGUAA
Messenger RNA from Nerophis lumbriciformis (worm pipefish), 1008 nucleotides. The record is from RefSeq and is a predicted model, not a curated record. Lineage: Eukaryota; Metazoa; Chordata; Actinopteri; Syngnathiformes; Syngnathidae.